Molecule: messenger RNA, 597 nt
Organism: Adineta steineri
Lineage: Eukaryota; Metazoa; Rotifera; Eurotatoria; Adinetida; Adinetidae
Source: the annotation of a GenBank genome assembly
AUGGCAACAACCGUUAGCGAACGUCAACAAAAGAAAGAAAAUUUCUUACGACAAUUUCGUGAUGAAGAUAGUAAAGAAAUUAAACAAUUAACUGCUGCACAAUUUAUGGAAAUUUGGAGUCAUUAUGACACUGAUGGUAAUGGUUUUAUCGAAGGUCAUGAAUUAGACAAUUUACUUCGUGAACUUGCAUCAUCAGUUAAUUCAAAUGAUGCUGGUCCUGAUUUAAUACCUGAUAGUGUAUUAAAAGAAUUAAAAGAAAGUUUUCUUGAAGCAUACGACGAAAAUGAAGAUGGUAAAAUCGAAAUUGGAGAAUUAGCAGAAAUUUUACCUACGGAUCAAAAUUUUCUCCUCCUUUUUCGUAAAGACAAUCCACUCGAUUCAAGUGUUGAGUUUAUGAAAGUAUGGAAACAAUUCGAUGCGGAUUGUUCCGGUUAUAUUGAAGCAGAUGAAUUAAAACAAUUUAUCAAAGUAUUAUUAACUAAACGUCAAGGAAAAAAUAUCACUGAAGAAAAAUUAAUUGAAUAUACUGAUACAAUUUUACAUAUAUUUGAUACAAAUGGUGAUGGGAAAUUACAAUUUAGUGAAAUGACAAAGUAA